AUGGCGCCAUCUUUAGAAUAUUACGAGGAUAUCUCUUCAGGGGAGCUCCCCAUCAAAGCUAUCCCCACCAAGAUCAAUGGCGUCGAGGCUAUCAGUGGUCUUCAGCUGGACCAAACUGAUAAACACGACAUCGUGCUAAAAACUUUCAGAGCAUUUAUUGCAGAUCUAUGCCAACAAUUCGGAGGUGGCCAUCCUGGUGGUGCUAUGGGAAUGGCUGCUAUUGGCAUCGCAUUGUACAAAUAUGUUAUGAAGUACUCUCCUACCAAUGCUGGGUACUUCAAUCGGGAUAGAUUCGUUUUGUCCAAUGGCCACACCUGCCUUUUCCAGUAUCUCUUUAUGCAUCUUGUGGGCUUCAAGUCGAUGACCAUGGAACAGCUCAAGAGCUAUCAUUCCGAUCGCACCGACUCUCUUGCUCCUGGUCAUCCAGAGAUUGAGAACGAAGGAGUGGAAGUCACGACAGGUCCACUCGGUCAAGGUGUAGCGAAUGCUGUCGGUCUCGCUAUGGCCACUAAACAUCUUGGUGCGACAUAUAACCGGCCUGGGCACACUGUGGUAGAUAAUAUGACUUGGUGCAUGAUUGGUGAUGCGUGCCUCCAGGAAGGGGUGGGACUCGAAGCCGUAUCUCUAGCAGGACAUUGGAAGCUCAACAAUCUGGCGAUUCUUUACGAUAACAACAACAUCACCUGCGAUGGCUCGGCGGACGUAGCCUGCACGGAAGACAUCAACACGAAGAUGCAAGCAUGUGGCUGGAAUGUCAUCGACGUCUAUGACGGAGACCACAAUGUUACAGGCAUCGUACAGGCCCUACUAACCGCUCGAAUCAGCCAGAAACCCACAUUCAUCAAUAUCAGAACCAUUAUCGGCAUCGGUAGCUCUGCAACCAAUAACGCUAAAGCACAUGGUGCUGCUUUUGGAGUUCAAGACGUCGCCCAGAUUAAAAAGAACUUUGGGCUGGACCCUGAGAAACAUUUCGAGAUCUCUGACGAUGUUUACAGCUUUUUCGACGAUGUCAAACAUCGUGGUGAAAAGCUCGAGGCCGCGUGGAACACUACUGUCGAAGACUAUGAAGUCCAGUACCCUGCCCUUGCUAAAGAGUUCAAACUCCGAGUACAGGGGAAAAUGCCUGAGGAUUGGACUAAAUUUAUUCCUUCAAAGGAUCAACUUCCCAGCAAACCUACAGCCUCGCGGAAGUCAGCAGGCAUCGUUUGCAAUUCACUUGCUGAAAAUGCGUCGAAUUUUCUAAUUGGAACAGCUGACCUGACGCCAUCGGUCAAUCUAGCAUACAAACAGCAACAAGAUUUUCAAUCGCCUGAUUUUGUCGCUGCGUGUGGCAUGACUGGUGACUACACUGGUCGAUACAUCCAUUACGGCAUCCGUGAGCAUGCGAUGUGCGCUAUCUCUAAUGGUCUCGUCGCUUUCAACAAGGGUACUUUCCUCCCAGUAACCAGUACAUUCUUCAUGUUUUACAUUUAUGCUGCUCCCGCCGUUCGAAUGGGUGCACUACAAGGCCUUCAGCAAAUCCACAUCGCAACUCACGACAGUAUUGGCACAGGAGAGGAUGGUCCGACCCAUCAGCCUAUAGCUCUGCCCGCGCUCUACCGCGCCAUGCCUAAUCUUCUAUACAUUCGACCCUGCGAUAGUGAAGAAGUUGCAGGCGCGUUCAUCACUGCCAUCGAAGCAACGUCGACUCCGAGCAUCAUAUCCCUCUCGCGCCAAAACCUCACACAAUACCCACAAUACUCCAGCCGGGAAGGAGUCCAAAGAGGUGCAUAUGUCUUCAUCGAAGACUCUGCAGCAGACGUCACUCUGAUUGGCAUCGGCUCAGAAAUGGGUUUCACCGUCCAAACACGAGAAUUGCUUCAAAAGGAAUACAAUAUUAACGCCCGAGUAGUGAGUUUCCCAUGCCAGCGCCUGUUCGAGCAACAGUCUCGGGAAUACAAGGAGUCGGUUCUGCGCUAUAAAUCUGGCAAGCCUAUUGUCGUGAUCGAAGCAUAUGCGAUCAAUGGAUGGGAACGUUAUGCAGAUGCCGGUAUUUCAAUGAAGUCAUUCGGAAAGUCUCUGCCUGGGGCCGUCGCUUAUAAGCAUUUUGGUUUCGAACCAUCGGUCAUGGCUCCAAAAAUCAAAGGUUUUGUUGAUCAUGUGAAACUUGAGGGAGUCGAGAGCCUCAGGGGUGAUUUCAGAGAUCUCAAUGGCUCGAUGAGUUAUGGCUUGGAGCAUUGA
Messenger RNA from Exophiala bonariae, 2220 nucleotides. RefSeq lists its product as uncharacterized. Bases 1 to 2220 code for a protein of 739 amino acids. The record is from RefSeq and is a predicted model, not a curated record. Gene Ontology annotation, biological process: pentose-phosphate shunt. NCBI's taxonomy places the organism in Eukaryota, Fungi, Ascomycota, Eurotiomycetes, Chaetothyriales, Herpotrichiellaceae. The transcript is spliced from 4 exons. Gene Ontology annotation, molecular function: transketolase activity. Gene Ontology annotation, cellular component: nucleus; cytosol.